Hevea brasiliensis (rubber tree) is the source of this 4494-nucleotide messenger RNA. RefSeq lists its product as uncharacterized. The coding region runs from base 1 to 4494 and encodes 1497 amino acids. Gene Ontology annotation, molecular function: nucleic acid binding; zinc ion binding. Lineage: Eukaryota; Viridiplantae; Streptophyta; Magnoliopsida; Malpighiales; Euphorbiaceae. The transcript has 6 exons. Gene Ontology annotation, biological process: DNA integration. The record is from RefSeq and is a predicted model, not a curated record.
AUGUCCAAAGUGGCUGGUGACGUGGUCGAUGACGUGGCAAUGGAAUCUGACGUGGCUGGUGACGUGGCAAUGGAAGCUCCAACUUGGCACAUGGUGAUCCACUUAGAUUCUUGGAGAUUAGAGUUAAUCAAGCUGAAACCUAUCUUUGACACUAGCUAUUUGCCUCUUGAGUUAUAUGAUAUCAAGUCUGAGUAUGUUAAAUUGGUUUUCAAAAAUCAUACCAUUUCGUUAACAUUUGCUUCUACUUUGGCGUCUUCCAUAUCUUUGGCUCUAGUGUCACACUCUCUGGUUAUUGCAAUUUCGUUUCUUCCAGUUUCGUUUGUUGAUUAUUUUGAUAAAAUUAGCAAGUAUUUGUGCUUGUUUGUGAAUUUUAGUUCCCAAAGGAACAAGGGAAGCAAACUCUUGAGUUGUAAAAGGCAAGAGUGUGUGAGUGCCAAAAGAGGCCAAAUCAUGUCUCAAUUACAAGAGACAAGUGGUAGUAGUGGAGGUAAUGAAGAAAAAAGGGAGUUUCCUGAUGAUCGAAUUUUUAAAGAAUCUGUAGCACAAAGCUUUGAAAGGAUGAAUGUGCAAAUGAAUGACUUUAGAGAUGAAUUGGAUGUAUUGAGGGGAAUGAGAAAUGAGAUGACCAGGUUUAUGGAAGAGAUGAGAAGGGACAGAGAAGAUAGAAAUAGGAGGAAUGAUGGGGGAGCAAAUGUGGGAAAUCCGAAUAGAAAUGAAGAUGAGUAUGAUGAAGCUUAUGACUAUGGCAACUACCAUUAUGGUGGAAGAGGGUAUAGACCACCUAGGGGUAGAGGGCCUAGGGGAAGAAGGGGUGGCAGAAAUUUUAGGUUCGGUGAUCAUUGGGAUAGAGAUGGGAAUGAUGAGAGAGUUGAUGGGAAUUUAGCUAGUAUAAAAAUGCAAAUUCCACCUUUUCAUGGGAAGGAUAAUCCAGAUGUUUAUUUGGAGUGGGAGAGACAGGUGGAGUUGAUUUUUGAGUGCCACCAUUAUUCUGAAGAGAAGAAAGUGAAGUUAGCAGCUGUAGAAUUCAAAGAGUAUGCAAUUGUAUGGUGGGAUCAGUUGUUGAGUAGGAGGAGGAGAAAUGGGCAACGAACCGUGGAGACAUGGGACGAAAUGAAGGGAAUCUUGAGAAACAGGUUUGUGCCACCUUACUACCACAGAGAGCUGCUUCAAAGGUUACAAAAACUCACUCAAGGUACUAAAAGUGUCGAAGAAUACUACAAGGCCAUGGAGAUAGCUUUGAUUAGAGCUGAUGUUGAGGAGGAUCGAGAAGCUACAAUGGUUCGCUUUUUGAAUGGGUUAAAUCCUGAAAUUGCUAAUAUUGUGGAGCUGCAACCUUGUGUGGAGGUGGAGGAUAUGCUACAAAUGGCACUUAAAGUGGAGAAGCAACUAAAAAGGAAGAAUGUGGCUAGAUAUGCACCAGCCAACCAUUCGGCUCCUAGGAGUAAUUGGAAGUCGAAUUGGUCUGCUCCUUCAAGGGUGGAGAAAGAAGUUCCCAAAUUCAAGAAAGAAGAAUGGAAAGGAAAGGAGAAAGUAGAGGAGAAGAACAAGGGAGUUCCUACUAGGACUAGAGAAUUGAAGUGUUUUAAGUGCUUGGGAAAUGGACAUUAUGCCUCACAAUGUCCAAAUAAAAGAGUGAUGGUUGUUAGGGAAAAUGGAGAGUUAGAAAGUGAAGAGGAAAGGGAGGAAGAAUCUCAUAAUGUUGAUGAGCAUGAGGAUGAUUGCUACGAUGAGGGAGAUCAGCCACCUAUGGAUGGCAAUAUCCUUGUCACCAUGCGCACACUUAGUGCACAAGUGAGUAUGGAGUGUGGUGAUGAAAUGCAAAGGGAGAACAUCUUCCAUACUAGGUGCUUGGUGAAUGACAAGCUGUGUAGUGUGAUUGUAGAUGGAGGGAGCUGUUGUAAUGUGGCUAGUUCACUCUUGGUGGACAAGUUGGGUUUGCCUACUACCACACAUCCAAAACCAUAUGGCUUGCAAUGGUUGAAUGAUUGUGGGAAGUUGAGGGUUACAAAACAGGUGGUUGUGCCAUUCACCAUUGGCAAGUAUAAUGAUGAGGUACUUUGUGAUGUUGUGCCUAUGGUUGCUACGCAUCUUUUGUUGGGCCGUCCAUGGCAGUAUGAUAGAAGUGUUGUGCAUGAUGGUAGGAAGAACAGGUACACGGUCACUAAGGAAGGUCGAACAUACUCAUUGCUUCCUAUGACACCAGCUCAAGUGCAUGAAGAUCAAAUAAGGAUGAAGAAAAAGAGAAAAAGAGAAAUAAAAGAAAAGAAAAUGAGAGCAAAUGAGAAAAAGGAAAGCUCGGGGCAAAAGGAGAGUGGAGAGAAGAGAAUGAGUUUGUAUGUGAAGGAAAGAGAAGUUAGAGAGGCUUUACAUUCAGGAAGACCUCUUUGUAUACUUAUGUACAAGGAGGUUAAUUUAUGUGUUACUGACCUUGAUUCACAUUUGCCUAGUGAUGCUUUGUCUCUUAUACAGGAAUAUGAAGAUGUCUUCCCCAAUGAGUUGCCACCAGGAUUGCCACCUAUCAGAGGGAUUGAGCACCAGAUCGACUUAGUACCUGGAGCACAAAUACCGAAUAGACCAGCAUACAGAACAAAUCCUAAAGAAACAAAGGAGUUACAAAGGCAAGUGGAGGAGCUUAUGGAGAAGGGCUAUGUUAGGGAGAGCAUGAGCCCAUGUGCUGUACCUGUGUUGCUAGUGCCAAAGAAGGAUGGGAGUUAUCGCAUGUGUGUGGAUUGCAGAGCCAUCAAUAAAAUCACUGUAAAGUAUAGACACCCAAUCCCUCGCCUUGAUGAUAUGCUUGAUGAGUUGCAUGGUGCAAGUGUGUUUUCUAAGAUAGAUUUGAAAAGUGGUUACCACCAAAUAAGAAUGAAAAUUGGUGAUGAGUGGAAAACUGCUUUCAAAACUAAAUAUGGGUUGUAUGAAUGGAUGGUGAUGCCAUUUGGGCUCACAAAUGCUCCUAGCACUUUUAUGCGUUUGAUGAAUCAUGUGUUGAGGAAUUUCAUUGGAAAAUUUGUUGUUGUGUAUUUUGAUGACAUUUUGAUUUACAGCAGUAACAUAGAUGAACAUUUGCAUCACUUGAGACUUGUUUUUGAUGUGUUGAGAAAUGAGAAAUUGUAUGCGAAUGCGAAAAAGUGUUCAUUUUGCUUGGAUAAGGUUGUUUUUCUUGGUUUUGUUGUAAGUAGUAAAGGUGUACAGGUUGAUGAAGAGAAAAUCAAAGCCAUUAGAGAUUGGCCAAUUCCUAAGAAUGUGUCUGAGGUUAGGAGUUUCCAUGGAUUGGCUAGUUUCUAUAGGCGAUUUGUGCCUAAUUUUAGUACAAUUGCUGCUCCUUUGAAUGAAUUGGUGAAAAGGAAUGUUGCAUUUGAGUGGAAAAAGAAACAUGAACAUGCAUUUUCUGAACUUAAAGAUAGAUUGUGUUCUGCACCCUUGUUGAGUUUGCCAAAUUUUGAUAAGACUUUUGAAAUUGAAUGUGACGCAAGUGGUGUAGGAAUUGGUGCGGUUCUUAUGCAAGAGAAACGACCAAUAGCAUAUUUUAGUGAGAAAUUGCAUGGAGCUGCCUUGAAUUACUCUACUUAUGAUAAGGAGAUGUAUGCAUUAGUUAGGGCCUUGGAAACUUGGCAACAUUAUUUGUGGCCUAAAGAGUUUGUCAUACAUUCAGAUCAUGAAUCAUUGAAGCAUAUUAAGAGUCAAAAUAAAUUGAGUAGAAGGCAUGCUAAGUGGAUUGAAUUUUUGGAGUCAUUUCCAUAUGUGAUUAAAUACAAGCAAGGAAAAGAGAAUGUUGUAGCUGAUGCACUUUCUAGGAGACAUGCACUUUUGUCUACACUUGAUGCUAAAUUGCUUUGUUUUGAGUUCAUGAAAGAAUUGUAUGUUGAUGAUGCAGAUUUUUGUAAUGUAUAUGCUGCUUGUGAGAAAAGUGCAUUUCAGAAAUUUUAUAGGCAUGAUGGAUACUUGUUUAAGGAGAAUAAAUUGUGUGUGCCUAAAUGCUCUAUGCGAGACUUGCUUGUUUUGGAGUCACAUAGUGGUGGUUUGAUGGGACAUUUUGGUGUUGCUAAGACUUUAAACAUAUUGCAAGAACACUUCUUUUGGCCACAUAUGAGGAAAGAUGUUGAUCGAAUGUGUUCUAGGUGUGUUGAAUGCAAGAAAGCAAAGUCUAGAGUAAUGUCAAAUGGUCUUUACACACCCUUGCCUGUUCCUAAGGAACCUUGGACUGAUAUUUCUAUGGAUUUUAUUUUGGGUUUGCCUAGGUCUAGGAGAGGUCAUGAUUCUAUAUUUGUGGUUGUUGAUAGAUUUUCUAAGAUGGCACACUUCAUACCGUGUCACAAAACAGAUGAUGCCACAUACAUAGCCAAUUUGUUCUUUAAGGAGAUAGUCAGGUUACAUGGUAUACCUAGGACUAUAGUAAGUGAUAGGGAUGUUAAGUUCCUAAGUCACUUUUGGAGGGUGUUGUGGGGUAAGUUAGGUACUAAACUGUUGUUCUCAACUACUUGUCAUCCCAGGUGA